AUGUCCGCACGCGCUCUCUGGUACGCAACAGCGACCAAGCGAUCCGCCCAAAACACUCUCUACCUGCAAUGCACCGUCAAGCCAGGCGUGAAUAAGAACCGCGAGGGCAUCACCUCGGUCGACGACGAGGCGGUCGAGAUCUGCGUCGCCGCUCAGGCGCGUGAGGGGGAAGCAAACAAGGCGGUCAUCAAAGUCUUAAGCGACGUCCUCGACCUGCCCAAGUCGGCGUUGCAGAUCACACAAGGCCUCAAAUCUAGGACUAAGACCGUUGCCGCAGUCGGGUCUUGGGUCAACUCUGGCGAAGAGGAGUGUCUCAGGCGGGCGAGGGAGUAUCUAGACAAGGCCGUGAACACGUCUUGA
Messenger RNA from Thermothielavioides terrestris NRRL 8126, 360 nucleotides. RefSeq lists its product as uncharacterized. The coding region runs from base 1 to 360 and encodes 119 amino acids. Gene Ontology annotation, cellular component: cytoplasm. The transcript has 2 exons. The record is from RefSeq and is a predicted model, not a curated record. Lineage: Eukaryota; Fungi; Ascomycota; Sordariomycetes; Sordariales; Chaetomiaceae.